UCUCGUUCCUAUCACUAACAAACAGUGGCAGUUUGGUUUCCACUGGCAGGAAGGGAGAAGAUUGGUUUGAAUCUGCUCACAGAUGAGUCUGUUCAGGAUGCACUGAAGCCUUCAUGAACGUUAUUUCAACUCAUUUUUUGAGGGGGCAGCACUGAGCCUGGCAUUCAAUUGUUCAGCAAAUUGACAAGAUGAAGGAUGUUAUGUCUUCUGUGACCUUGCAUCCACUCUGGUGGAUCUUUUUUCUGAUUAUCAGUGUGCAGCUACAGUGCAUCAGUGCGGCUGAAAUCAAGGAUCCAUGUAAAGGCAGGGACUGCUCACAAUGUCAGUGCCUUCCUGCCAAAGGUGCACAGGGGCUUCCAGGUAGGAUUGGUCGGCAAGGUCCUCGUGGACCAAUGGGACCAAGGGGGCUUGAAGGGCCACCUGGAGAAAAUGGAAGGAAAGGAUCAAUGGGAUCAUAUGGCCCAGAUGGGCCAAAAGGUGACAGUGGUGAGACAGGGCUUCCUGGGUUCAUGGGUCAUGAUGGGUCACCUGGUCACCCUGGUGCUGGUGGUGAGCCUGGUCUGCCUGGUGUAGAUGGCUGUAAUGGCACAAGGGGUAAACCAGGAAUACCUGGUUUUCCAGGUUUGGAUGGACUUCACGGUCCACCGGGAUUAAAAGGCCGUAAAGGUGAUAAAGGAGAACCUUUGUACGAUGCUCCACUUCCAGGUCUACCUGGGGAACGUGGGAUAGAUGGAGAACCUGGUUUGCCUGGAAUACCUGGAGACAUUGGACGUAAAGGCCAGCCUGGUCCCCCUGGCCCUUCUGGGCCUCAGGGUUUGGACGGACCUAAAGGUGUGAGAGGACAGCCAGGCGACCCAGGAAGAUCACUCGUCGGUGAUAAAGGUGACGAUGGUGAGCAAGGUCCUCCUGGCCCACAAGGAGCUGAAGAAGUUGUAGAAUUUCCUCCAGAUUUCCUUCCCCCUAAAGGUGUCAAGGGAGAUAAAGGCCUUCCUGGAAUAUGUGGUCCAAGAGGAGAAACGGGUGUUCCAGCAAAACCGCACGGUCACGAUAUUAAAGGCGAACAAGGAAUCCUCGGAUUUCCCGGCGCUAGGGGUUUUCCCGGACAGCCUGGUAGAGAAGGACGGACAGGAGCUGGGGGUUCUCCUGGAAACAUAGGACUUCCGGGCCUUAACGGUAGAAAAGGAGAAAAGGGAUAUCCAGGAGAUCAAGGUCUACCUGGUCCUUUGCUGAAUCACAGUGAUAGUUAUGUGAGAGGUGCUAAAGGAGACCGUGGAUAUCCAGGUGCUCCAGGAAUCCCUGGGGACCCAGGGCACAUGGGCAGGCCUGGGCCUCCGGGUCCACCAGGGUUACCAGAAGGACGCGGAUUGCCCGGUCCGCCAGGUCCCUUUGGAGAAAAGGGCAACAAGGGAGAACCAGGAAGCUACGAUGAGAAUGAAAUUGGCCUCUUUCCAGGACUUAAGGGAGCAAAAGGACUUCCAGGGGCUAAAGGGUUCCCAGGUCUCCCAGGUCCUCCAGUGUUUUGGUUUGCCAUCAUCUUUGUCUCCCUUAAUGCCUCAGAUUAUUACUGUGAGCCUGGUUCUCCUGGGCAGCCUGGUGACAAUGGAUCCAGAGGACCACACGGAAACAAAGGGCUGACAGGAAUUAAAGGUUGUCCAGGAGAAUGUGAAUGCAUUCCUGGUAGGGGUACUGAAGGCCCUCCUGGUCCUCCUGGUUAUCCAGGCCUCCCAGGGUUACCGGGAGCUCCGGGACCCAAAGGAGAUCCAGGACUGAUGGGCAAUGAAGGCUCAAGAGGCCCACAUGGUGAUCAUGGAACUCCAGGUUCAAAAGGAAGAAAAGGUCAGAAAGGAGAAUCUGUUGUGGUGGGAAAUAAAGGUGCAAAAGGUAAUCCAGGAGAACCUGGAUAUGUUGGUCCUCCUGGGCAUCCAGGUAGACCUGGACAGGAUGGCAUACCUGGUACCUUGGGAGAACCUGGACCACCGGGUGCAGGGUAUGAAGGAUUGCCUGGUCCCAAAGGCUACCCUGGUUCUCCGGGACCAAAGGGAUUUCCAGGAACUGUGGGCCCUCCUGGCUCUGGUUUUCCAGGCUCAGCCGGGCUACGUGGAACUCCGGGAAAUCAGGGUUUUCCGGGAGUACCAGGAAUCCCUGGCAAACCAGGGCCUCCAGGUGACCCGUGCUGCCAUAAAGACCAGGUUGGCCCACCAGGUCCUAAGGGAGAGCCAGGUGAAUCAGGGAUUCUGGGUCAGCCAGGAAGAGACGGUUUUCCAGGAACUCCAGGACCCCCUGGCCACAAAGGCAUGAAGGGAGAAGAUGGUGGAACUGGAGGGACUGGACCACCAGGGCCGCCAGGUGUAGAUGGAGAGCCAGGAGAACCUGGUCCCAGGGGAAUUGGUCUAGAUGGCCCUCAAGGCCUUCCUGGGUUACCUGGACCAUCAGGCAGAAAGGGUGCCCCUGGAGAUGUCCUCUCUGCUUGGCCAGGUCCUACUGGAGCACCAGGACCUCGUGGAACUUUGGGGGUUAUGGGGGUUCCUGGAACUCCUGGAAGUCCAGGAUCACCAGGCACACAAGGCCAACCAGGGCCUCAAGGACGUAAAGGAGAGCCUGGGGACAAUGGUGACCAUGGAGCGACUGGUCCACCAGGCCCACCCUGCACUGAAUGUGAUGUGACAAGUCCACCAGGCCCUCCAGGUCCUCCUGGUCGCCCAGGAACAAGAGGAAUAUCAGGUUAUCCUGGUCAGAAAGGGGGGAGAGGAGAAACAGGUCCUCCUGGGCGUGGACAAAAAGGUUCAAAAGGUUUACCCGGUCCUUCUGGUGGUCCAGGCCUAGCAGGAAAACGAGGCCCCGCUGGACCCCCUGGGGAACCUGGUAAUGAUGGUUUUCCAGGACAGAAAGGAGAGAAAGGUUACCCUGGCAGGGCUGGACCUAAUGGAGUACCAGGAUCUCCUGGACGUCAGGGGUUAAGAGGUCAAAAGGGAGAAAGAGGAUUUCCAGGUCAUGCUGGUGAAUCGGGAUUUCAAGGCCUGCCUGGCAGAAAAGGUGUUCCAGGACCCAGAGGACCAUCAGGGCCCUCACUGACUGUAAAUGUAACAAAAGGCCAUCCAGGAUUUCCUGGAAGGAGAGGGACACCAGGACAGCCAGGACUUCCAGGCUCAAAUGGUCAAAAGGGCAUGAAAGGCGAUUCGGGGCCUGAUGGAUGGCUUGGUCCACCAGGAUUAUCGGGACUUGCUGGUGCUCCAGGCAGGCCAGGAGUGCCAGGACCCCCUGGAUUUCCAGGAAUUAAAGGUUUCCCAGGUCCUAGGGGAUAUCCUGGAAAUGAUGGAGAAACGGGAGAUCCAGGUCUUCCGGGAGAAGUAGGUAUCCCCGGGCCUCAGGGAUACCCUGGUGUCAAGGGUGAUCCAGGAGAGUUUUAUGGGGAACCUGGUCCUCAAGGGCCCAAAGGAUCACCAGGUGAAGAUGGACCCAUUGCACCUAAUGGUCAUCCAGGAGAUCCAGGUAACCCAGGACCCAGAGGAAGACCUGGGCAACCUGGUGUUCCUGGGAUCCCGGGAGAAUCAGGACGACCAGGAGGGCCAGGCUUUCCUGGACCUCGUGGUCCAUCAGGUCGUCUGGGUUUUCCAGGUCCUCCAGGUGAUCAAGGAGGUGUGGGACUGCCAGGCCCACCUGGCCUAUAUGGGCCUCCAGGGCCAACUGGACCACCAGGUCUGGAUGGACUAGAUGGGCUGAGGGGUCCAAAAGGGAUGAAGGGAUCAAGUGGAACUGAUAUUCCUGGUCCACCUGGGCCAAAUGGUCCUCCUGGAGAAAAAGGUGUCAGGGGCUUCCCAGGGCCUCCAGGAGCCACAUAUCCUGGGCCUAAGGGUGAAAGGGGGCCACCAGGAAACUCAGGUCUUCCAGGCCUGCCAGGUGAACCUGGUUAUCCUGGAACAUCAUGCCAAACACCUUUGCAUGGAUCCCCGGGAGACAGGGGCUAUGAAGGACCUCCGGGACCCCCUGGUCCUCCAGGAGCUCCUGGGGUCCCAGGUACCAAUUAUUUUUCUAAAGGUGACCCAGGACCAGUUGGUCCUCCUGGAUUACCAGGAUGUAAGGGAGAUAAAGGCCUUCCAGGACCUCCUGGACCUCCUAACCAUUAUGGCCGCCUAGGACCAAAGGGGGAACAAGGACCUCCUGGUCCAAGGGGCCCCUCAGGUCACAAAGGUCAACGUGGUGUACCUGGGCCCCCAGGUCAUAAGGGAGAUAGAGGGCCUACUGGAGAAACAGGUGUUAAAGGAAAACCUGGGGACUUAAUAGAUGACAAAACAGAAAAGGCACCACAAGGACUCCCAGGACCACAAGGAGCCCUGGGACCUGCAGGGGUUGCUGGUGAAGUGGGCCCACCUGGGCCCCCAGGAUGGAAGGGAGGCAAAGGUCCUAAAGGAUUCAUGGGCCUUCCAGGCCAACCAGGUCCUCCUGGUUUAAAUGGUCUGGUUGGAGACCCAGGAAACAUUGGGGUGCCAGGAUUCACUGGGCCUCAAGGUACCCCUGGACCUCCUGGUGAUCAAGGUGAGCCAGGCUACAGAAGGUCACGAAGGUCGACUUUUCUUUUGGUUAUCCACAGCCAGUCAGUCCAGACUCCCGAGUGCCCUGCUGGCAGCACCCGCCUUUGGGUGGGAUACAGUCUUCUUUACCUAGAAGGCCAGGAAAAGGCUCACACACAAGAUCUGGGUCAGCCUGGCUCUUGCCUUUCGGUUUUCUCCACCAUGCCAUUCUCCUAUUGUGACAAAGCUGCCUGCUACUACUCUAGUCGCAAUGACAAAUCCUACUGGCUCUCCACCACGGCUCCCAUACCCAUGAUGCCACUCUUUGGCGCAGAAAUAAGCUUCCAUAUAAGCCGGUGUGCAGUGUGUGAGAUGGUUUUUCCAGCAGUGGCAUUUCACAGUCAGGCUCAAGUGGUUCCUUCAUGCCCACCCGGCUGGAGGAGUUUGUGGACAGGUUACUCUUUUCUCUUGCACACAGGGGCAGGCGACGAGGGUGGUGGACAGUCAUUGACUUCUUCGGGAAGCUGCCUUAAGGAUUUUAGAACUCACCCAUUUAUUGAGUGUCAAGGCGCAAGAGGCUCCUGCCACUACUUUGCAAACCUGUACAGUUUCUGGCUGACCACCGUGAGUGAGAUGGGAGACUUUAUUCAUGCAAAGCCUGGCAUAAUCAAAGCAGCUGAUGAGCAGCGACGCAAGGCCAGCCGCUGUAACGUCUGCCUCAGAGAACAAUAACGUCAGCUCUACCUGCAUUCAUUUGAAGAAAAGGUUGAAAUGUUCCAUGAAUCAGGUUUAAAGAUGGUGUUUAACCCUUUAAGACCGGCGGGAGCGUCAGUGCUGCCAUUUGCAUAUCUGUGCUCAAAUGCUUGUAGAACUGAAACUAUAUAAGACAGAACAAACAUUUUUUGCAUAUUAAACCGGAGGAGUUACACUUAUAUCUCACACACUGAACAUGUCCAAGAGCGCUGCAUAUUUCCGCUAAUGAGUUUGCAACAAACAACCAAAAUGCGCAAAUAAGAAAAGCGUUUUCACUCAGACACAGACGCUGUGUUGUUCAGAUCUGCAGCUCACAGGGCUUCACACGCUAGAAUAAACAUCAUCACAGUGUCAACGUGAACUGUCACAUGAUUCCCUCACUCACCCAAUCACCUGCUUUGAUGUCAUUUUCCCGUGAAUUGUAGUUCUUUGUAGUCCUAGUCUUUCAGCUUGUUCUUGUGCUUUUUCGCAAUAAUACGUUUAGACAAACACAUCCUACACACAUCACACACCCACUACAAACUCCCGACACACACACACACACACACACACACACACACACACACACACACACACACACACACACACACACACACACACACACACACACACACACACACACACACACACACACACACACACACACACACACACCACUACGAACGUUUUGAUGAAUCACGGACCCACCAAACGGUACAUCUUCCCUCCUUGAAGCAGUUGACGCCAUUACAGCGCCGGAGGAUGUUUAAGUUUCACUUUCAGUUUCCUCGCGUAUAUAUCCAUGCACAAUUCUUCAUUAUUGUUAUUACUAUUAGUGAGAGAAAAGGAAAACUAUACACUACUACAAAAUUUAGCUACGAAUAUUCAAUAUUAUUAUGUUAGACUCCGGCAGAUUAUUUUCAGAGAUUGUUUCAGUUUAUAUAAAUGAGUGUGUCUCAGAAUCUAUUUUAUGGAGGCACUUCAAAUAAAUUUGUGGUUGAAAGGA
Nothobranchius furzeri (turquoise killifish) is the source of this 6246-nucleotide messenger RNA. The record is from RefSeq and is a predicted model, not a curated record. NCBI's taxonomy places the organism in Eukaryota, Metazoa, Chordata, Actinopteri, Cyprinodontiformes, Nothobranchiidae.